This is a messenger RNA of Choloepus didactylus (southern two-toed sloth), 2481 nucleotides long. It is a transcript of the gene TMEM87B, whose product is annotated as transmembrane protein 87B. The record is from RefSeq and is a predicted model, not a curated record. Gene Ontology annotation, biological process: retrograde transport, endosome to Golgi. NCBI's taxonomy places the organism in Eukaryota, Metazoa, Chordata, Mammalia, Pilosa, Megalonychidae. The transcript has 19 exons. Gene Ontology annotation, cellular component: membrane; Golgi apparatus. The coding region runs from base 51 to 1688 and encodes 545 amino acids.
GCUCCGGACGGACCCGCGUCUCGCUGCGCCAGGUGCGCCUCGGCGUCAAGAUGGCCGCCGUCCGCCGCCUCCGCGCCGGGGACCCGCGGCUGCGCGCCGUCCUGUGCCUCCUGUGCUGGGCCCCGGCGGCCGUGGGCGCCGUCCCCGAGCCCGGGCUCUGGGCAGUCACGGCCAGCGACAAAUCAGGACCUUUGGUAUUUAGGAAAACCAUGUUUAACUCUACUGAGAUCAAGUUUUCUGUUAAUUCUUUCCAUUGUUCUGGGCCUGUGAAGUUUACCAUAGAGUGGCAUUUGAAGUAUCAUACCUGUCACAAUGAACAUGCUGAACUGGAAGAUCUGUUACAAAAGCACAAACUCAGUGUUGAUGAAGACUUUUGUGGUCAUUAUUUCAAGAACAUUGAGUGUUGGACAACAAAGAUUGAAAACCUAAAUUGCAACAGUGACACACAAGUGUUUCCCUCAUUGACUGGUAAAGAACUAAUGUCAAAUAUCAGAAAUGUUUCAAACCAGGAAGGAUCAAUGAAUGUUGUAGCCAGAACACAGAGGGCUGGGUUUCAUGUCUUUAUUGUUUCCAUUAAAACAGAAGGGACAGCUGCCGGCUGGGACUUGAACGUUUCCCUUUCUGCGAUGGGGCCUCAUGGAUAUAUCUCUGCGUCAGAUUGGCCUCUGAUGAUUUUUUACAUGGUGAUGUGUGUUAUUUAUAUUUUCUAUGGCGUACUCUGGCUGGCAUGGUCCGCCUGUUACUGGAAAGAUAUAUUAAGAAUCCAGUUCUGGAUUGCAGCUGUCAUUUUCUUGGGGAUGCUUGAACAGGCGGUGUUUUAUGCUGAGUACCAGAGCAUCAACAGCACCGGACUGUCAACGCAGGGUGUGCUGGUCCUCGCGGAGCUGGUGUCUGCGGUGAAGAGGACGCUGGCUCGCCUCCUGGUGAUUGUCGUCAGCCUGGGCUACGGCAUCGUGAAGCCUCGUCUGGGAGCACUCGUGCACCGCGUGGUGGGACUGGGCGCACUUCACUUUGUCUUUGCAGCCGCCGCAGGCGUCAUGAGAGUCACUGGGGGUUCUAACCACCUAGCUGUUGUUCUGGGCGACAUCAUUUUGGCAGUUAUUGACUCCAUCAUUGUGUGGUUCAUUUUUGUAAGUUUGGCACAAACAAUGAAGACUCUAAGGCUAAGAAAGAACACAGUAAAAUUUUCCUUAUACAGGCACUUUACAAACACUCUGAUCUUUGCCGUACUGGCUUCUGUAGUGUUUAUGAUAUGGACAACUAAGACAUUUAGAAUUGCAAAAUGCCAAUCAGAUUGGAUGGAACACUGGGUUGAUGACGCCUUUUGGAGCUUCCUGUUUUCACUUAUCCUUAUUGUGAUAAUGUUUCUGUGGAGGCCAUCAGCAAAUAAUCAGAGAUAUGCCUUCAUGCCCUUAAUAGACGACCCCGAUGAUGAAAUCGAAGAAUUCAUGGUCACAUCCGAAAAUUUAACUGAAGGAAUAAAAUUAAGAGUCUCAAAAACGAUUUCCAAUGGAACAGCUAAGCCUGCUACUUCUGAUAAUUUUGAUGAAGAUUUGAAGUGGGUGGAAGAAAAUAUCCCCUCUUCAUUCACAGACGUAGCUCUUCCAGUGUUGGACGACUCAGAUGAGGAAAUCAUGACCAGAUCUGGAAUGGCCGAAAAGAUGUUCUCUUCUGAAAAGAUCAUGUGAUUGGAGGCCCUUCCUGGAGACUGAGGAGAGCUUUAUUUUGGUGCAGUGUAACAAGUUUGUUCUGUGGUAUCUCGGCAGUGCGUGCUUUAAAAGGAGACUUUGGGUGGGGUGUGGUUUCGCACCCUUGCCGAGCUGCCUCCUGAAUAUCUGCUCAGUGCCCGUCACAUUGCCUGGGUCUGGAAAUACUCCAAGAAGAGUAUUACAGUAACGACACGUGCACAGACACCCUUAGUGGACCAGGGGCAGGAUGCAGUUUGGGGUUCUCUCUUUUUUCUCUGGAAAAUACGACAAUUCCAUAUUUUACAAAAAAAAUUUAAGCACUCUGACACUUCUCCCUCUCAUCUUUGAGACGGAUGAAGUGGUUCUUGUGAGGUGCAGCAGAUUGGGGGGGCCUGGAUGCAGUAAUCGUUGGCGUUAUACUGAAGAGCUUUGGGGAGACGUAGAACCCAAUCAGCUUUGUCAUGUAAGCAUGUUGGUCUGUUCAGGGCUUCUGCCCCUGCACAAAGCCCUCUGUAAACUUUGUAAACGUUAUGGCGCACACGUCGUGGCGAGUCAGGGCCUCCCUGGCUCUGCACCGGGACCCCGGUGCGGAGGGGCUGGAGCUCUGCCUCGGGGUGUGUGCCCACGCUGCUGACCCCCCCAGGCCAGGCGGCCACUGCCCAGCCACUUCCCCCAACCCCCUGGACACCUCCUUCCCGGCCGGACAGGGAAUCUUGUAGAAACUAGAACCUUGACUUGGACAUAAUCUUGACAUACUCUGUUUCAUAAUAAAAAGUGUGUAUUUAAGUGCACA